UGAUUAAAUACUUCAGAAACUUAAUGUUUCAAAACUUCUUGUUUGCUUUCGUUUAACAAACUACCUCAGAAAGCAAAAAAUUUUACAGUCAGUAAUCGGUUUGUGCUUCCUCAGUUUAUUGAUAGCAUACUUGUUUCUUGGCGCAGUGGUAUUUACUAUUUUUUCUGAGUUAGCUUUUCUCGAUGCGAUUCAUUUUUCUAUCACAUCAGUUUUCACAAUCGGUUAUGGCGAUACACAACCACCUGUCCCUGUACCAUACCUAAUUAUAUAUAUUACAAUUGGUGUGAUAAUGGUGACAAUAACAGUGGAUAUGCUGGCUGCAGAUGUAAUCAACUACAUUCAUUAUAUGGGCCGACAUGUAAAUACAGUCAAGAAACUUACUCUAAAAUUUUAUAAGGUUCUCUAG
Molecule: messenger RNA, 406 nt
Organism: Thelazia callipaeda (thelaziosis nematode)
Lineage: Eukaryota; Metazoa; Nematoda; Chromadorea; Rhabditida; Thelaziidae
Source: the annotation of a GenBank genome assembly